Molecule: messenger RNA, 4192 nt
Organism: Prorocentrum cordatum
Lineage: Eukaryota; Dinophyceae; Prorocentrales; Prorocentraceae
Source: the annotation of a GenBank genome assembly
AAGCUUUGAUCGAUCAGCAUUUGGCAUUGCAGAGGUUGUUCCCCAGAUUCCUUGGGGAUGCUUCCUCUCGCGAGAUCGGCAGGUCGCACGUGGGUCGGGGUCGGAUGGUGCAUCUUGGUGUUGGCAGCCUUGCGUUGCUCCGUUGGGGCAGGGCCUGCCGUGUCGCUGCAGAAUCCAGAGGGGCAGGACCUGAUCUUCCUCCGGCUGGCAGUUGAUGCCGUCCUGUUCGGCCCCUUCGGCUUCGUCGAGAACGAGAUUGUUUUCCAAAACCCCGAAGAGCGACGAAUGGAGGGGCGCUUCUCGUUUUCCCUCCCGGUGGGGCCCGCCGGCCCUGCCGCUCCGAGCCGCUUCGCCAUGCAGAUAGAGGGCCGGCUCAUGGAGGGCGAAGUGGUCAACAGGUCCAAGGCUCAGAGCGUAUAUCUCGGAGAUCCUGCACGAGGCGAGAGACCCCGCGCUGCUGGAGCAGAGCCAGGGCAACGUCUUCACGGCGCGCGUCUUCCCGAUCGAGCCGCGGGCGGUCGUCAGACCCCUGGUUCAUCCUGUCCUAUGCGAUCUUGGCUCCGCUGCGUGGCUCACACCGCACGCUGGUGUUGCCUCUGGCGGGCCUGCCCGAGAUUCACGAGUUCACGUUCGCUGCUGCUGUCAGCGCGUUCGGCAGCACGUCCUUUGGCGCGAACUGCUCGCUCCCAGGGUUCGGGCAGGUGCCUGGAGUCGAGGACCCCAGCAGCAACACCAUUCGAUUCGUGCCAAACUCAUCGAUGAAGCUCACUCCCGCCACAGAUGCUGUACUGGACGUUUGGGAGCUUGGUCAGUCAAUAGGCGCUUUCUCAGUGGACGGCGGAAAGUUGGUCUCAAGUUUCGUUGUUGGAGACGAUACCGUGGUGUCAUCGAGUUUUGAUGCGCUGCGUCAAUUUGCACCUCCCGUCUGGAUCGUCUACAUUGACACGUCCGCGUCGACCGCAGAUGCAUCAUUGGUCCGCUUGCCGUUGAUUUCAGCGCUUCUUGAGGCCAUGCCUUCGUCAGAUGUCCAGGUAUUUGCGUUCGACAUAGAAGUCGUAGAGGUUCGGGCCCUGGGCCCAAAAGAUUCAACAAUCGGCAGCACAGUGCAGUCAGCCCUUGAAGAUCGACUCCCACUCGGAGCCACAGAUCUCGAGAUGCUGAUGGAGCACCUCGAAGGUCAGACUAAUUCGAGCGGAGGACAUGGGACAGUCGGUGUCUUGAUAUUGAGCGACAUGAUAGCUACUGCGAACGAGCGGGCUGCAAUGAAGCUCGGACAGAUGCUUACGCCAAACCCAGGGCGAGUUGUUGAGAUCGGCGUUAUGGGGACCAAGUUCGACAGCUCCGCUGGAGGUGCAAUCGCGGCAGCGGGCUACGGCCGGGUCGUGCGGAUCCCCCUGACUUCGCAGGACUUGCCAACGGUGGUUGCCGAUGCGUGGUCUGAGUUCACGAGGCCCCUGGGGCGUCAUGCCACUCCAGAGGUUUCGAGCGGAUGGGCGUGGCCUCUAGCUCCAUCCGAUCUUCACGAAGGCGACGAGCUCAUCGUGUUCAGCGGCGGCGGCGACGGCCUCACCCUGGACCCACCGUGGCUCGAGAUUGGCAGCGGGAACGCGUCUGCGACGCUUAUCGCAGGCCCGAUCCAGGCAGCCUCUGCUGCCUUCAGCUCCAUGCUGUCCCGCGAGGUGGAUCGCGCUCGGUUGGAGCUGCUGGAGAGCGAGCGGCAGCUCUCGCCUACGCGGCAGAAGCCCGCAGCAUCGAGUACGAGAUGGUGCAGCUCUCUGAGCAGAGCAGGGUGUUGUGUCCGCACACCGCGCUGCUCGUUCUGGAGACAGACGAGGACUAUGCCCGGUUCGGGAUCGCUCAGGACAGCUUGUCACCCGUCCUGGUUGUGACGGGCACCGGCGUGCAGCUUGUCUCGCGCAGCGACAUGUCUUUGCCAGCUUUGCCAGACCCAGUUCCCAUCGACCCAGUCGUUGUUCCCACACCCAACUCAAGUGUAAACGAGUCGGCGUCGUGUGAUGAUCUCAACUCCAUGGUGUGCUUAGAGAAUGCGGACGACGGCGAUUUUGCUCUUAAUGAGGAGACUGGUGCUGUGUACAGCGACACUGGCACGCAGGCCAACUCUGGGCGGAGCACCUGUCCGAUGUGGCUUGUGGUGGUCUUGGCGCUGCUGGCGUGCCAGACUGGCUCGAACUGGGUAGACCUGGAGGAGGAUGCCGAGGCCACCCUGGCAAACCAGCCGAGCCCGCCCGAGGACAGGCUGCGGGAGACGGCGACGGCGUACGCGGGAGCCCUCUGGACGAAGCGCAGGGCCUCCGAGCUCCGCGGCUUCUGCGCGGGGUGGAUCGCUUGGGACCCCGCCAACGGCCUAGCCUUCGAGUACCUCGGCAAGGCGGCGGGCCACCUCGGCCAGGCCAGGACGGCCCUGCGGGCGGCCACGUCCAUCUUGGCGGUCGCUCCCCGCGACUCCGAGCAGCUCCUGCGCGCGUCCUGGCUCGCGCUGUCCCUCGACCUGCCCGACGCGCCCGCGUGGGCGCAGCGCUUCGCCCAGCGGUCGCUCGAGGAGCGGAGCGACAACCCGAACGUCUACCGCGCGCUGGCGAUGUCCUCCUGGCACGCCGGCGACUACGCGGCCGCAGCCGACGCCUACGCGCUGGGCCUCGGGGCAGAGUUCCACGACCGCUACGGGGACGUCCAGCGCGUGCUCCGCGAGGAGGCCGCAAUCUUCCUCCGCAGCCUCGAGGCCAGCCAGCAGGCGGCCCCGUUCCAGAGUUACGCUGAGGGCGCAUUGAAGGCCGUGGACGUGAACGAGGGCAGGGGCAUCGGCCUGUUGAUCACCAUGUCGUGGCUCACCGACGCAAACGACGUCGACCUCCACGUCGUCGACCCGAACGGCGAGGAGUGCUACUACAGCAAUCCAUCGACGAGUUGGGGCCUUCGGCUGUACAGCGAUCAGACUCAAGGCCUCGGGCCUGAAGUUGUCGCGCUCCAGGGACGGAAGCCCGGCAGCUACACGGUCGGCGUCAAAUAUUUCAGCGCCGGCGCAAUGGGCGCUUCCAGAGGGACCGUCAUAAUUCGGCAGUUGUCAGAGGGGGUGCCCGUAGGCGAACCUACGAUCGAAGUGUUCACAUUGCCAACAGGCAAGUCGGGCGUGCUCCCAGUGGCCACGGUCGUCGUUAAGUGAAUGGUAUCGAGUGGUGCCACUUCGGGACAUGCUGUAGCGGGAAGCAAGGGCGGCAUUUGUGAUCCAUUCAGCGGUGGUGUUUUACAAGAGGGUCAGCUGGAGCACGCGUCAGACACUUACAUACACGUUCGUUUUACAAGCGCAAGGGUGUCACCAUCUUAGUCUUGCGACUUCACCGUAGUUCCUCAUUUCGCAGUCUGUUGGUCGAAGGCUGUCGGCAGGCGUACUUUACUGAUUCCGAGUCUGCUCGGCAAAAGACCGAUCCCGCGCCGGUAGGAUGCUACGCGCCCUCUUGUAAGAAGCGGCUGUCGCGCGUUCUGGCUGGUACCACUGCGGCAGAGGGAAACAAUCAGUGGACCCCCCCCGCCCACCCGAACUCGAAGCGGGGCAGACCGCGGUCGAAGUGCAGCUCAUUCACCCCACAGCCAACACUGAUCAUUGGGCGGGGGGCAUUGACAGAUGAAUGCGGCAUGAGUGUUGCAGGCCUAGAGGUUGACACCGACACCAAGAUCGACGGUGUGCCUCCACCGAGGGAAGGCGAUCUCGGUCUCGGUGAUGGUGGUAAUACUCUGGCUUCCAAGGUGACCGAACUAUUACCACCAACACCGAAAUCUAAGAGUGUCCGCUAAUUCCUUCCCUGGCUUGCGUCGCCCGCUCUGCUCCGGGGCUCCGCGGCGCGCCGCGGGGAGCAGGCGGUUGCGGGCGGGCCUCCGCAGAAGGCUCUCAUACAGGCCUCCGGCAGUCUGCGAGGCGUUCUGAGCCUGCUCUGGCGACGGGGACGGCUUCUCAGAGGGCCUGAGGGUUUCUCGGAGGCCCCGCGCUGCCUUCUGAGAAGGCAUGCCCCCGCUCACUUCCCCUCGCCGCUUCGUCGACCGGCGGAUGCCCUCCACGGUGUGCCGUCGGAAGUAGCGGCCGUCGUGGCAUUGCUCUCGCUUGGCGUGCCCAGGUCAGGAGGACGAACCAGGAGCGCAGACGCGUGGCGUGACACUCAAACAUACAUGGCAAAAGCGA